CUGUCUGAGAUAGGAUGGGAGGGAGAGCCUGAUUGGGAUGCUUAAGCGCAGAUAAACUGUGUGGCUCGCUCGAGCGAGCGAGGUGAUAUCUUAGGUGUGAGACGUCGGUUUUUUUGUUUCUUUCUUUUCCAACAAUUGACGGACGCGGAAGCACACUCACUCGCUUCAUUUUGUAUCACAUCAAAGUUGUUCAAGAUGAAUUAUUCGGUGUCGGGCUUGGUGGGGUUCAUUAUUGCUAUAAUGAUACUCUCUACCUCAGCAGUUGUUCUACGGUUCUGGUCUCGUUUGCUGGCUGCUCGUAUCACUUUAGGUUGGGAUGACUGGCUAGCACUCGCUGCGUUGCCUGUGAGUUUGGCUCAAAUGUCCGUCGUGCUUCGUGGCGCCUCUAGCGGACUACUUGGGAAACAUAUUCCCGAAUUGACCCUCCCGGAACUCGAGUGGUCCCUCAAGUUGCUGGUAGCAGCAAACCUACUAUUCAACGUCUCAAUCUCGUUCUCACGGCUGUCGGCUUUGGCUUUCUAUUCUCGAGUGUUCACUCUGCCAGGUGCAAAUAGUAAGCUCUGGACAUGGAGCUUUUGGAUCGUCACCUCCCUCUGCAUUGCGUGGCCACUGGCAAUGAUCCCCAUGAAUCUAUUCAAUUGCAGUCCAGUUCGUCGACUUUGGCAGCCGUGGCUUCCUGGACAUUGUAUGACGCAGUUCGAGAUAUACAUGAUCAGCGGCGCAACCUCGGUUUUUGUCGAUUUGUGUGUGCUUAUCCUGCCGUUGCCGAAGAUCUAUCUACUUCACAUGGAUCUCCGAAAGCGGUUCAUGGUUGGACUUGCAUUCCUUGCUGGUUAUAGUGUUAUCUUCAUGUCCGUUGGGAGAAUGAUUCAGACUGCACAAGUUGGAAGUGCUCUCGAUAUGGACCCUAUCUAUACCAUCAUCCCCAUGGCCUAUUGGAUCGAAGCCGAGUGCGGCCUAUCCAUCCUUGCCAUCUGUCUCCCAGCCAUCUUCCAACUCGCUAAACGUGUUUACCGCUCCGGCUUGGUAUCACUACUCAGCUCAAAGGACUUCUCGGCAUUGGAGUACGAGAUGAACUCGGGGAAAUCGAGACAUACAGACUCGAAGCGCCAAUUCUCGCAGACUUCCCAUGAACGAAUCAUGACGCCCACAAGUGAUGUCUAGCUGGUCGUGGCUGGGACUGGUAUGUAGCAUGGGAAAGGUAAUGGCCGCAGUUGUAUAUAGUUAUCAACGUCUGUCCAUGAAGUUUUGUACAUAGUUAGUGCCAUCAGCAUACGAUUUGACGAUGCUUGACGUCUUUUCUUGAAUUUAAUCAGUUGUACAUUAUUCGGGAUAUCACAGUUUCUGCCAGUGUUCCAGCUCUUUACUCAGCUUCAUGGUUAUCCACUGCCUGAUGAACAAACUCUACAGCAUCACUCUCUUCUUGCACUCCGUCAGACUCCCAACCCGAGCAUUGAUGUGAAGUCUGUAAAGGGUGGGUGAGUAGAUUGCUCAGGUCCCGACAUU
Molecule: messenger RNA, 1506 nt
Organism: Mollisia scopiformis
Lineage: Eukaryota; Fungi; Ascomycota; Leotiomycetes; Helotiales; Mollisiaceae
Exons: 5
Coding region: 196-1164 (322 amino acids)
Source: RefSeq, a predicted model, not a curated record